Rodentolepis nana is the source of this 1335-nucleotide messenger RNA. The record is from the annotation of a GenBank genome assembly. NCBI's taxonomy places the organism in Eukaryota, Metazoa, Platyhelminthes, Cestoda, Cyclophyllidea, Hymenolepididae.
UUGGUUAGGAGUUCAGUUGGGAAAAUUUCUCCAAAUGCUGCUUAUUUUCACAUUGACUGCCUACGCUGCAUCCAAUGUGAACUUCUACUCAACGAAAACGUUCCGAAAUGCUAUUUUCCUGAGCAAUUAGUCGUCCUCUGUGAUUUGUGCUAUAAACAGAAAACACACUGCGCAAAAUGCAAACUCCGAAUAUCUGAAAAGUCCCGUAUCUUUCGCUUAUCACACCAUGUCUUUCACGAUGAGUGCCUUACCUGCUCAGUGUGCAAUCGACAUCCCCUUAUUGGUGAAAGGGUUGUCUUUACUCAAGGUCAGAUCACCUGCACAAGUCACGGCCAAGUAUCUAUGUGCUUUAUGAAUUUGCAGUGGACUAAACAGGAAAAUAGAGAGAAUAAACAUUUGAUGCAUUUCCUCCUUGAAGAACCGCAUGAUAAUAUUAGAAAUGCCUCAAUGGAGUUAAAAAUCGAUACGCUAGAUCGCACUUCCAGUGAAUCAACACCUGUAGUUGAUGAAUUCAUGCUGAAAGAAGAAAAGAGUAGGCUACUGGAAUCUCCCAGACGCAGUACACUUCCUAAUAAUCGCCGAAGUGCUUCCAUUAGUCAGCGAUCUUCCGCUGAAGGCAAUUUGAGAAGACAAAAACGAAUUCGAACCUCCUUCACACCUCAACAGAACGCCAUUCUCCAUGCCUAUUUCAAAACUGUAAUGAAUCCUGACGGACAGCUGCUGGAGCAGAUCGCACAUGUCACUAAUCUACCCAAACGUGUAACUCAGGGCGAAUCACAGAGUCUUCAGUUCUUCCAGUGGAAUACUGGAGGGAUGUCACAGGACAAAAAGAUCCCUGUCCAGAAAAUCCUACAAACCUAUGAUGUAGACAUUUUCACAAUUAUGGAAGCAAACAUUUCGGAUGAAAAAGUGAAAUACUACCAAUUCCCAGGUUAUACCCUGUACAAUCUACCUAAAUACCGACAAGUUGCAAGUGGAAUUCUGACUGGAGUUAAAUACGGCCUCACCACACUUUACGAUCUAAUCAAGACCUAUAAUCCACCCCAGAAUAGUCCCAACUUUGAUUUCCUGAACAUCUCAUACAAAACUGUAGUAUUAGGAGACUUCAACGCCCAUUCCACCAGAUGGGGCUACAAGGAUACAAACAUAGCUGGAAAGGAAAUCGAAGACAUACUAAACAGCAACCCUCUGGAACUUAUUUACAGCAAUGAGGAUCCGGCUACAUAUUUGCACUACAAUGGAACCAGAACAACUCCUGACUUACUCCUGGCUUCAAGCGCCAUCAGUGAGCUUGCACGCCGCAAAAUAAUUGAAGAUUGCAAGCGACAUCAGUGA